Molecule: messenger RNA, 2122 nt
Organism: Drosophila novamexicana
Lineage: Eukaryota; Metazoa; Arthropoda; Insecta; Diptera; Drosophilidae
Gene: Ugt304A1
Product: UDP-glucuronosyltransferase 2A3
Exons: 2
Coding region: 6-1565 (519 amino acids)
Molecular function (GO): UDP-glycosyltransferase activity
Source: RefSeq, a predicted model, not a curated record
UUAUAAUGCGAAUACAGCAGCUACUGAUUGGGUGUCUCGCCCUCAGCACACUGCUGCUGCAACUGUGCCCCACAUGGGCUGCCAGGAUAUUGGCUGUGUUUCCCUACGAUAUGCAUUCGCAGUGCAUGCUAUUGACGCCCUAUCUGCAUGCGCUGCUGCAGCGGGGUCAUCAGGUGACCUUAAUACACGCCUUCACGGAUUGCGAAAUUGUGAAGCAGCUGCACUCGAUACACAUCAAAGAUCGUUAUGACACAGUGUUCGAAUUGAAUGCCGAAGAAGUGCUGUCCAUGUCCAAAUGGGUGGAAGUGAAUUCCGCACGUAACUAUUUUGUCAAGAUUUGUAUCAAUGUGCUGCAAAAUGAAGAGGUACAGCAGCUUAUGCGAUCCAAUGUGAGCUACGAUCUGAUGAUAUUGGAGCCCUCCUAUACAGAUGCGCUCUUCGGGCUGGCUGCACAUUUCAAUGCGAAUCUAAUCGGUCUGGCCACAUGUGGUGCAGAUUGGAACAUGGACACAUUAGUGGGCAAUGUAGCAUCCUUGACGCUUGAGCCGUGGCUGCCCCAUGGCUUCAUGCCCGGCGUAACGCUGCUGGAACGUUUCUAUAACUGGAUACUCAUCUCCGAGGAGUGGAUGAUGCAUACAUUAAUAUACUUACCGUCAUUGCGAGCGGUGCACGAACAUUUCUUUGGUCACCUUAAGCAGAGCUUUGUGGAGAUACGUCAGAGCUUCUCGGUGAUAUUGCUAAACCAGCACUUUAGCCUGUUCCCGGCGCGACCCAAUGUGCCUGGCCUGGUGGAGGUGGGAGGCAUGCAUGUGCCCAAAAUGUUGGCCCCGCUAUCGCCAGAGCUGGCACAGUUUAUUGAGGAGGCACCACACGGUGUCAUUGUCAUGUCCCUGGGCAUGGAAUUGCAGAGCAAAGAUCUGCCGGCGGUGACUCUAGGACUAAUAGUAGACACCUUUGAGGAUUUGCCACAGCGCAUCAUAUGGAAAUUUGAGGGCGAUGCACGACCCAAUGUGAGCAGCAGCAUCUAUCUGGACCAGUGGCUGCCACUUCAAGCCAUCCUCGCCCAUCCCAAUGUGCGCCUGCUAAUCAGCCAUGGCGGCAUACUAAGCAUCAUUGAGGCAGCUCACUAUGGGAAACCCGUGCUGGGCUUGCCACUAUUCUUUGAUCAGUUUCGAAAUGUGGAGUGCAUGCAGGCAGAGGGCGUGGCAGAGUUCCUGGACAUUAAUUCUAUGACCAGACAGGAAUUUGAGGCAACACUCAGACAGUUGCUGGAACAACCACAAUAUCACCACAACGCUCUGCAACUCUCGGAACGCAUUCAGGAUCAACCCUUGCAUCCACUGGACACAGCGGUCUACUGGACAGAGUACGUGCUGCGCCAUAAGGGUGCGAGCCAUAUGCGGAUCUCCACCUCCAAUAUGAAAUUUAUGGACUACUAUUGCGUGGACAAUCUGUUGAUUAUCGUUGGACGACUCGGUAUUCUUGUUGGCCUUGUGGCUUAUGUGCUGUACAAGUCGUUGUGGUUUCUGAAAAGUCGCAGUUGUUCAGAAUCAAUAUUCCAAUAGCCAAUGGCGCGGCAGUCUACGAAAUUGGACAAAUACUGCUUUAUCUAAUCUGAAUGGCAAUUACUGUUUUGGUCAUUGUAAGUGAUUAUAUGAUUUUGUACUCCAUAAGUGUCCACAUAUGUAUAAAAUAUAUUAUAUGUGCAUAUGCCGGUGGUAUGUUAACUCGGAUGCAUUUCCAAUGUAUCCAUUUGAUUUACACGGAAUGCGCAACCGAGUUCCAACUGCUGCUAUGUGAAUUGAAAUAUUAUGAAUUUAAUAUGUUCCCUAUAUAAAAGUCUAAUAUAUAAUACGUACAAACAAAUAAGACUUUUCAUGUUACCUUCUUAAGUUGUUCCCUAAGAUAAUUUUCGAAUAGAAAAACUAUGUAGCCUGAAGAAAAACGUGUUGCGUUAAUGUAUAUACAGAUAUAUUUAUCUAGACCUAGGCUAGGUUAUUGAUAUAAAAAAAUAAUAACUUAGGCUAAUAGUUUAGCAAGUAUGAAAAUAAAACAAUUAUUUUAAGUAGGAAUAUUCAUUAAACUACGUGUAAAGUAUCCUUUGCUUUAUACGCCAAAUGCA